UUCAAUGUAUAUCCACUUGAUAAGUGGCCUUCGGUAAAUGUUUUAUAACAAAAUGCAAUAAAUAUUUAUUGAGUUUGAAAGUAUUCUGAUACAGCAUAAAAUUAUAUCGAGUAAGGUUACUGCUGCAUUUUCGAACUUAUAUUAUUAUAAGUAUUAAGUUUGUGUAUAUGUGGGUGAUAAAGCAUUUGAAUCAAUAUAAUCCAUUUGAAAGUGUAAAUAAUGAUAAUAUAUUUCAAACAGUUUCAAGAUAAUUAUUCCACACAAUAAACACUUAUGACCACUUCCACAAUCAUGGAAGACGAUGAAGCGAACAAUAAAAAUACAGAGCUUUCAGCUACUGUUGAAGCUCUACUGGUAACCUUGAAUGAUAAGGAUGAAACUGUUCAUCUAUCUGUGGUUGAAGCAUUGAAAAAAAUUGCCAAGAUAGAACCAAUUACUGUAAUUGAAUCUUCAGUAAAAUUUUGGAAAUCACAGAGAAAAACUGAUGUCCGUUUGAAUUCGUUGUUGAAAAUUUUGACGGAUAUCAUAGAAUAUCAUGUUAUAAAAAUGGAUCACAAUUUGGCUACAUCUGUGGCCGAUUUAGCUUUGUUAGAGCUUGAGGAUCGUGAUUUCGACCAAGCCAUCAAACUACUUGUCAGUUUAACCAAAGUCCAGUGUCCGCAAGUAAUUGGAGCUUUGAUAAUUAGAUUUGAACCAAAUGUUGUACCACAUCAUAAAAUAAUUGAAACUAUUGGAGAUAUUGCUGAAAAAUAUCCAACUGAUAUGCUCCCAUUUAUCAAAGUAACUCUGAGCGUUUUAACACCCCUAAUGUCUGGAAUAAAAGAGGACCAAGCAAAAUAUGCAACUGCAUCCACUCUGAAAAAAAUAUCAGACGCAAUCAGCGACUGCCUCACAAAUUCUAAAUUGGCUAAUUCAGGCUUAAACAAGGAUAUUUAUUACGAAGAAUUAUCUACAGCCUUCGAAGUGCUGUGCUACAAUUGGCUCAGAGUCUGUCGCGUUCACAACCUCACGGAGAAGAUUUUAUUCGCCAUGGCCUCUAUUUUACCAUUGUUGCCACAAAUUGCCGAUGAUAAGCUCAUCAUCAGGCUGAUUCCAAUAUUAUUGAACUUUUGUAAGAAACCUAGCUUUAGAUAUUCGGCAUCCAGUGUAUUAUCGAUACUGCUAGUCAGAGCCAACAACGAAGUCAAAGAGAUACUCAGGCCGUAUCUGGAUCAAUUGCAUCAGAUACUUCUCGACAUGGUGAGCGCCACCCCUUUCGAAGCCGUGCGAGAGGUCCUGCUGACUCAUUACGAGGUACUCCAGUGCUUCAGAGCCAUAGUCGUUCUGUUUCCCGACGAAGGAUUGGACAGAGUACUGCAUCUGCUGAAAUCGCAGAACACCAAUCAACGCUCCAGAGCCCUGGUGGUCAUCCGCCAUCUCGUCAACACUCUGCCACCGGAGGACGAGGUUGCCCUGCAGAAGAUAGCCGUGAAUCUGCAGGACUCGCUGAGCGAGGGCAACACUCGCCUCGUCGUCGGGGCGAUCGUCGCCCUGGCCGCCAGGCCCAAGUUCCCGGUGCUGCCCACUCAGCGCUCGGCCUUCAUCAAGUUCAUGGUGCUGCACUGCGGCACGCGCGGCGAGGAGGGCGAGGCCUGCGAGGAGGCCCUCCACCUGCUCUCGAGCACCGUGCACGGCGCCGAGCUCUGGCUGUGGCCGGCACUGGUCGCCGCGCUCCUCGACACGACCUACUACGCCUCGGCCGCGGCGAUCCUUCGCGCCCUCGAUCCGCUGGCGCAGAAAAUUCUUCCCAACGAGGAGCAUCGGGACAGACUGCUCAAGGACUUCCGGAGCGUCAAGGUGCUGGCGCGCUGCCUCGAGCUGCUCGAGCAGGAGCAGAAUCGAGUGGCCGUGCUCAAGUUCCUGCGCAGCGCCGCGCCGCUGUUCGGCCAGCAGCAGCGUCUGCACGAGCACUGGUCCAGCAAGCUCGCCGAGCUUGUGCGCUACCUCGAGGACGGCCAGAGGGCCGCGAUCGAGGCGACGACGGCGCACGAUCGCCUCGAGCAGACCCUCGCCUGGGAGGACCGACUGGUCGAGUUUUUGGAGGAGUCGCGCGAGCUCGAGGGCGAGGCCUGGGCCUCGGAGCUCGCCCAGGAACUGGCCCAGCGACGCAUGAGCCCGUCGCUGGCCAUCUGCUUCGCCUCGGUGGCCCAGGACUCGGCGCAGAUCGCCAGCCUCAUCCAACUGGUGCGCCAGCACAGCGUCAACAGCCAGGGCACGACCUCGCUCGUCGACGAGUACGCCCGCGCGGUGGGCAUAUGCGCUCGGGGUAGUACCGGCGACGACAACGACAACAAUAAUCCCCGUCUCGAGCUCACACUGCGCCUCGUCGAGGAGUACUGCAACGUCGAGGACGCGCGCAAGCAGCCGCUCAAGCUGCUCGGCUUCAUGCGGGACGCCAAGCAGGCGGCGAGCCUCGAGGCGGCCAAGGCCGGACUGCUGCACGCCUACGCGGAGAUCUGCCGGCAGGCCGCUGCGGGCCAGCUGAUGGCCAGCCUGGAGCGCCACGUGAUGCCCUGGGCCGUGAGACAGCUGCAGGAGUGCCGCGAGCUCGGCACCAAGGAGGCCGGCCUGCUGGCCGUGGAGCAGUGCGCCCUGGCGCCCCAUCGACUGGACGAGCCCAGGGAGCUCGCGGCGAGGCCCGUCGCGCUACAGGCCAUUCUGCAGCUGUUCCAGUCGUCGAAUGGCGCGAGACCGCUGCAGAUCUAUCCGCUGAUGCUGAAGGCCAUCAUAGCGCUCAUUAAACUACCACCGCUGCUGAGCUCCGAGGACAAGCGCCAGAUCCUCGAGUCGUGCAUGGACAAGGUCAUAGGCGCCAGCGAGCCGAUCUCGCAGCUCAGUCUGCCGGGCGUCGCCCAGCAGAUCGUCGACAGUCUCGCGGCCAUCGGCAGCGAGCUCGUGGCCAACUCGGCCGACACCCUGGCGCUGCUCGCGGACGUGCUGCUGCCCUGGAUGCAGUCGCGGUCCGAGGCCGAGCGACGCUGCACGCUGCUGGUGCUGCGCUCCACUCUGCGCACCUAUCACGACUCCCUCAAGUACACGUAUCCGGGCGGCAAGCUCGAGCCGGGUCUGCUGCUGGGCCGAUUCCUGGGCUGGGCGGCCGAUGCGGCGCCCGGCCUGAGGCCCCUCGUGGUGGACUGCGUGGCGCUGGCGCUGAACAUCGGGGCGCGACACAGAUCGACGGCGCCCGACAACAGUCUGAGCGAGGACAUAAGCGAGGCCAAGCGCAUCAUCAUCAGCGAGGACAGCGCAGUACUGUUCAAGGGCGUCAGGAAUUUGGCACUAGCUUCGUGUCAGAGGGUGGCCAGCGCCGAGGUGGUGAGCUGCGCCGAGGGCCUGAUCGAGGGCCUGCUGAAUCGCGGCGACGGCGGCAUCGCAGCCGGCCUCGCGCUAUCCGUGCUCUUCCAGCAGCGCGGCAUGGACAUACCGAGAUCGAGCAUGUUUCUAGUCGACAGCGUAAUCGCCCAGAUCCGCCAGACGGAGAAUCCGAUGUGUCGUCACGGGGCCGCCAUCGCGGUGCAGUCGCUGGCGCGUCACCACUCGCAGUCCGUGGUGGAGCACCUGCUGCGCCAGCCGCUGCCCCUGGACAGGGGCUGCAAGGAGUGCUGGCGCCAGCUCGGCAGCAGCAGCAGCGACGUCGACGAGGAUCGGGAUCAGGUGGUCGGCUCGACGGUGCUCGAGCUGCUGCUGCGACGCCUCGAGAGCGAGAAUCUCGUCGUCGUCGAGGCGGUCUUCGACGACCUGUCGUCGCCACAGGUCAAGACCAACGGAAACAACAACGGUAGCAACAGUAACGGUAACAACAGCAACAACAAGAAGCAGAAACGACCCACCGCGAGCUUCGGCUCGCUGGCCGCCGUCUGCGCGAUAGGCCAGCUGCUGCACGGCGACGCCGAGACGGCGGAGCGCCUGGCCGAGCAGCAGCUCGCCGAGCUUCUGGCAGCCAUGCUCGAGCACGUGGCCGGCUGGCUGCACUGCGACCCGCCCAUGUCCAGCGUCGGCAGCACCAAGUACGGCUUCGUGCCGAAUCGGGCCAGCUGCAAGCUCGACCCGUACGCCGAGGCGUUCGCCGUGCUGGCUCGCGUCGUCGCGCUCACCGUGCGCAAGGACGCCGUCGACAACGACAGUUUCGCCGUGUCGUUCUUCGCCGAUCGUUUUCGCGAGCCCGAGGAGGGCCUCGUGCUGCUGGUGCGCGAGGUCGUCGCGGCGCUGCGCUCCGCCCGUCCCGACGCUCUGCUGAGGCUGGUGCGUCGCUCGGGCCGCCUGGUGACGCGGCCGCUGCCCGCGCAGCGCGCCCUGGCCAUCGCCCUGUACGCCGAGACCCUGGGACAGGUGGCCGAGGGCGCUCAGGACAGCAGCGUCUGGCUCGACGCCAUCGUCAACACCCUGCACGAGGCCAAGGCCGACUCGUCGGCCCUGGUCAGGAAGAUAGCGACCCGAGGAUUGACCAGCAUAGCCCAGCUCGAGCCCAGUUUGGUCGAGGAACAUUUCGAAAAUUGUCUAUCUUCGUUGCUGGACGGUUUGGAGGAACCUUUGGGAGCCACCGACGGCAGCGCCGACGUGAUCCUCGAGUCUCUCAAGGGUCUGGCCGUACUUCUAUCCGUGAAAACAUCGAAACCGGUGAGUCCCCGAGUCGUUCUGGCGCUCAAACCGUUCGUCGAGCGGGAGAACGUCGAGGCGAGGCUGGCCGCGCUCCGGGCGAUGGGCGCGCUCACCCUGGCCUGGCAGAGAUUCACCGCCGACUCGCCCACGGACGACGACGUGACCGAUCAUCUCCUCGGCUGUCUUCCCUGUCUCGCCGUCAAGCUCGAGGAUCGCUCGCGGGACGUGGCCCAGGCGGCGCGCCAAGUGCUCCGCAACGCGGCCUACCUGAUGCAGUGCAAGUCGCUGGCCUACGCGAUCGAGUCGCACCUCGGCCCGGACAAGGACAACGACUCGACCUCGUCGUCGUCGUCGUCCAUCGAGAACUUUUUCCGCGAGCUCAUCGUCUGCUUGAGGCAGGACUUGCCCGACCGAAGCGAGGAAUUGAGAAACGCCGUGGUGCGAGGCUACUCACGCUCGGAGAACGCCGUGACGAGGUCGACGUCGGCCCUGCUGCUCGGACUGUUCGGCGAGCCCCGACCCGACGAAAUUCAGCGGCUGUUGCAGUUGCUGAAGGAUCAGGAGAACUUCGUGCGCGCCCGAGCGGCUCGAGGACUCGCGCUGGCCUACACGGCUUGAAAAUCGUUACUACUCUGGCUUGUUUGAAGAAGAAAGAAGAAAAGAGAUACACGUUUAUUCUAUAUUGAAACAUAUGCAUAAGCGACGCUGCCGUUUUCCAUAAUCAUGUUGACUCUUGAUCAUUCCUGCUAUAUUUAUGAUGUAAUAAAUGCACUUGUUAAAGCUUUUUGAUGUUUUGAAGAGAGAAGGGGGUGGACAGAAACACAUAUUAUGUCAUCAGAGAUUUAUACAUUUAUUGAGGUAAAUAUCACCGUAUUAACUUGAAAGUUCAUAUAAUAUAUUUUGCAGCAAAGAAAUGUGAUAUGUAUUGAUGAUAUAAAUUAUUUAUAUUGAU
Molecule: messenger RNA, 5590 nt
Organism: Trichogramma pretiosum
Lineage: Eukaryota; Metazoa; Arthropoda; Insecta; Hymenoptera; Trichogrammatidae
Product: maestro heat-like repeat-containing protein family member 1
Exons: 11
Coding region: 274-5256 (1660 amino acids)
Cellular component (GO): cytoplasm
Source: RefSeq, a predicted model, not a curated record